AUGGACUGUCUUGUGCGAGUGAUGCACGCAGGAGGCGGGACACCCAGACCACGAGCGUCCUCAGCAGCAUCCUCCCCGAGGAAGGCGGCAGCAUCCAGCCUCCUUGUCUUGUCCUGCGCGGCCGCCGCCCGCACCAUGACAUCGGGGGAGUUCAUGCAGACCGCUCCGCUGCUAGCGCACAGAUCCAAGAGGAGUCUGCUGUACAAGACGCUCUGCUUCAUCCUCCUCGUCUUCCAGGGGGGCAUUCUGGAUUUUUACCUCAUCAUCUUCACCGACUUGUACUGGUGCUCGUGGAUCGCCACGGAUCUGGUGGUGAUCUCGGGCUGGGGGAUUUUUUUCAUGAAGAACGCGUGGAGCAAGAGGGAGAGGGCUUGCGGCUUCCACCAGAAGAGUUCCAUUUUCGGCUGUAACCUCGGGGAGUUUACCUACGCCUACUUGGCAUGGCUCAUCUAUGUCAUCGCCUGCACCCCAAAGGUGGUGCUCAUCCUGGAGACCUCCAUCCUGGAUCUGAUUGAGCUUAAGGUGCCGUGCGGGGUGACCGGCUUCAAGAUCAUCGUGCUGCUGUCCGCGCCGCUGCUCUUCUGUCUGAUCAACUCCAUCAUCGAGGAUCUAAACGGGGCGACGCGGCACCACUCCCACAGUUGCUUCAUGAGCACCUGCUUGGACCUGCUCGACAGCUUCACGCUAGUGGAGAUGCUGCUGAUGAGCGAGAUCCCCACCUCGUAUCUGAAGUACACCGUGGUCUCGGUGUACUUCGCGGCUCUGGCCGUGCCCGUCCUGUGGCUUUACGAGCUGACCGCGUCGGAGCUCCGCUGCCGGUGGCUGUGGGCCCGCUUCUUCAUGUGCCUGGUGGUCAACGCGCCCCUGCUUGUGGUCAGGUGUUUCUUGGUCUUUGUCUACAGGAUGCCGGUGUCAGUAUUCAUGUUCAAAAACAUCUUCUUCUUGGUGUGUAAGUUCCUGGAACUGGUAGAGCAAUCUGUGGCGGUGCGGGGGGCCCGGAGGCUGGCUGGGAGCAGCAACCAGGCCCAGUUCUCCCACUGCGUGUCCGAGAACGACAUGUGCCCCCACGGUUACGUCAACACCCUGGCCGUAACGCACUCAUAGGCCCCUUUGGCCCCCGAGCGGGAUGG
Molecule: messenger RNA, 1130 nt
Organism: Pungitius pungitius (ninespine stickleback)
Lineage: Eukaryota; Metazoa; Chordata; Actinopteri; Perciformes; Gasterosteidae
Gene: tmem121b
Product: transmembrane protein 121B
Exons: 2
Coding region: 1-1104 (367 amino acids)
Source: RefSeq, a predicted model, not a curated record